CACAUCCCUAUCACGAGAAAUUCGCGUACAGGCAUCACAGCAGGAUGAAGGCCGAAGGCUGAUACCAUAUAAGAACCGCACCUUCCCCGCUUCCUCCGAAGCUUCUCCGCCAGACCGCGAACGGACGUGGAAGCCCUAGCCGGAUAAAUCCCCCCGCAUCGCACCCAGUUUUCGGAGCGCAAUCCUCGAUCGCGAUGCGAGCGCGGGAGAUGCCGCACCCCCUCUGUUGCAUCUCCAUCGACUGCCCCGAGCUCGGCGGGCGGUCUCCGCCGGUGCCGGCCCACCCGCCGCCCGGGCGCGACGGCUACGGCGACGGCUUCUCCGUCGCGGUCGCCGGGGUCCUCUGCAAGUGGACCAACAUCGGCAAGGGAUGGCGGUACCGGUGGUUCUCCCUCCAGAGCGGCGUGCUGUCCUACUCCAAGAUCCGCCGCGGGGACCCGCCGCUGGUGCCCGACGGCGGCGGGGUCCGCCUCAUCGGGAGCGCCGCCGCUCUCUUCUCCCACGGGGGCGGCCGUAGGGCCCGGAAGCCGGUGCGCGUCGUUCAUCUGAAGGUCUCAUCAUUUCGUGAAAGUAAGACAGAUGACAGAAGAUUCUAUAUAUUUUCUCCAACAAAGACACUUCGCUUGAGGACCCGUUCGAGCAUAGACCGUGUGGCCUGGAUUCAGGCUUUGAUUUUGGCAACAAAAGAAUUUGCAUUACGUAGAGAAAUAUCUUUCAUUCCAAAUGAUGCAUCGAUUUCAACUGAAAAGCUUAGAGCUCGAAUGCAAGUUGAGGGCUUGGAUGAGUCACUCAUAAGGGACUGUGAGCAGAUUAUUCAUUCAGAGUUUUCUGAGUAUCACAGACAAUUGAAGCUUCAAUAUGAAGAGCACUUAAGCUCUAUUAGUACAUUUCAUCGGCAGCUGGAGGAAGUUGAUUUAGAUGUGGGAAUUAGUGAAGCUCAAGUGCAGUUAACCAAGUAUGAUUAUUCAAGCUCUGCACAUGUAAAAUUUAAUGAGUACAGUACAACUGAAUCAUCUGAUGAUGUUGAAAAGCAAGAGCUUGAUGAUUUGUCAGAUGAAGAUGAAUUUUCCUUUUUUGAUACAAGUGAAUGCUUCGGUGAUUCUGCCUCUAAAGUAAUAGCCUCAGGUGAUUCUGAUAGGACUUCUGGAAUAGAGAAUAACUGUUGUGAUAACAAUAUAAUGGAUGAAGGGCAGCUAAAUUAUCAGAAUAUGUUGCUGCAUACUAAAAGGCGUACGAAGUUACCAAAACCUAUUGAGAGGGAAAAAGGUGUUAGCCUUUGGUCAAUAAUUAAAGAUAAUGUUGGGAAGGAUCUGACAAAAGUAUGCCUUCCUGUUUACUUUAAUGAACCAUUAUCUUCGCUUCAGAAGUGCUUUGAAGACCUGGAGUACUCAUAUCUAUUGGAUCAAGCAUAUGAACACGGAAAAAAGGGGAAUGGUCUCAUGAGGAUUCUGAAUGUAGCUGCCUUUGCAGUCUCUGGAUAUUCUUCUUGUGAUGGCCGCCUUUGCAAACCUUUCAAUCCUUUGUUAGGAGAAACAUAUGAAGCUGACUACCCUGAAAAAGGAGUCCGUUUCUUUGCUGAAAAGGUUAGCCACCAUCCUAUGCUCAUUGCCUGCCAUUGCGAAGGCAGAGGUUGGAAAUUCUGGGGAGACAGCAAUCUCAGGAGUAAGUUCCGGGGACAAUCCAUACAACUAGAUCCCCUUGGUGUAUUAACCUUGGAAUUUGAUGAUGGCGAAAUUUUUCAGUGGAGUAAGGUCACAACGACUAUCUAUAACCUGAUCCUCGGAAAAGUACACUGCAAUCACCAUGGUACAAUGAACAUCCUGGGUAACCGGCAAUAUUCUUGUAAACUAAAGUUCAAAGAGCAGUCGCUCCUUGACCGCAACCCUCACCAAGUGCUAGGCUUUGUUGAGUCUAUGAACGGAUCAAAAGUUGCUACUUUGGUUGGGAAAUGGGAUGACAGCAUGUACUUCUCGUUUGGCGAUGAAAUCUUGAAGACCAAGAGCUCUGUUUCGACAGAGAAUGCAAAUCUGCUGUGGAAAAGGAAUAAGCCUCCUACUGAACCCACUCGAUACAACUUGACAUCAUUUGCUAUUACAUUAAAUGAGCUAACAUCGGAACUGAAGGAAAAACUUCCACCAACUGAUUCAAGACUGCGGCCAGAUCAGCGGUAUCUUGAGAAUGGGGAGUAUGAAAAGGCAAAUACAGAAAAGCUGCGAUUGGAGAAGAGACAGCGAAUGUCAAGAAAAUUGCAGGAAAAUGGGUGGAAGCCAAGAUGGUUCCAAAGGGAUAGUGAGGAUGCAACGUUCUGUUAUAUAGGCGGAUACUGGGAGGCAAGGGAUCAGCAGAAAUGGGAUGACUGUAUGGAUAUAUUUGGUGAGUACUCAAUGAACUAACUGUGGUACCCGGCAGCUAGCAUGAACUCAGCACUCAGGUCGGUAUCGCGUGAUGCUUAGUUGAGUUUCUGCACAUUCAACUCUUCUAUUGGUGUGUGUCAAUCUGCAGAUGACUCAUCAACUUUAUGGGUCUCCAUGUAACUGCUCAUUCUUUUGUUGUUUGAUUUUGUCAUUGGGUUUAGGAGAAGAGGGGCCUGAAGGUAUCCCUAGUUAUCCGAUCAUGCCAAUAAAAUGAAGGCAAUUCAUAUUUUGCCUCCCACCAUUUUCCACUGUUUGGUCUUUUACUUGUUUCAGACAGAUUCAGUGUCGUACUGUUGAAGUAGUCGCAUCAGAGAUACAUGUAAAUUAUAAAUGCAACUUUCUUUGAGUAAUGUUAAAGAGUAUCGUUCGUUUGUCGAGUAGAGCAGUUGAAAA
Messenger RNA from Musa acuminata subsp. malaccensis (wild Malaysian banana), 2807 nucleotides. Its product is annotated as oxysterol-binding protein-related protein 2A. Gene Ontology annotation, molecular function: sterol binding. The record is from RefSeq and is a predicted model, not a curated record. Gene Ontology annotation, cellular component: intracellular membrane-bounded organelle; cytosol; membrane. NCBI's taxonomy places the organism in Eukaryota, Viridiplantae, Streptophyta, Magnoliopsida, Zingiberales, Musaceae.